This is a messenger RNA of Zerene cesonia (dogface butterfly), 3645 nucleotides long. RefSeq names its product double-stranded RNA-binding protein Staufen homolog 2 (gene stau). The record is from RefSeq and is a predicted model, not a curated record. The transcript is spliced from 18 exons. Bases 156 to 2636 code for a protein of 826 amino acids. Lineage: Eukaryota; Metazoa; Arthropoda; Insecta; Lepidoptera; Pieridae.
CACUUUUUAACAUGGCCGCAUGUUGAACGAAACGAUUUUCUUUACUGUUUGCCAAAUAAACCUAAAAUCGGUGUUAUUUGAGGCGGAUAUAUGUUGAUCGACCUGCUGAAAUUUAAUACAAACAGUUAAACAUAUAGUCGGCAGCGAUCUUUAAGAUGAUGCAUCACCCGAACAUGCAUCAUCAGCCGAUGUCUGGGCAUCCGCCCCAACACCUCCCGGGUCACCAGGGCAUGCCUGCACAUCAUCAAAUGCCGCCGCAUCAAAUGCACAGCCACAGAGAGAACAGGCACGUAACGUUGACUAGAGUACCACUGGGUCCGUCAGCCGGCGGCAACAUGGGCGCGCACGGACAGAUGAGCGGCAUGGGCUCGAUGCCGGUGCACCACCCGCCGUCGCAGCGCCCGCCGCACCCCAUACGCGCAAUGCAUCAUCCGCCGGCGCAACACCACAAUGUGCCACCGCAAACACGUCCACUCCGGCGGCCGUACGCGAUGAACAGCGGGUACGGGCCCGCGGGCGCGCCCGUCCCGCCGUACGCGCACGCGCCGCCCGCGCACGCGCACGCCGAUGCCGCACACAACGCGCACACGGCGCACAACACACAUCAGACCACAGGUAUGUUGGGUCUGUGCCGACCGCCAUCUCCAAUUAGGCCUCUACAGACAAAGCUAACCCCAGACUUCGUGACGCCGAUACCACCGAGUACAUUAUCAAGCGUUGAGCCCGCUCAGAGCGAAGACAACAAGGCGGUACCGAGCGCGGGCGCAGACGCGGACGGCGACAAGGAUGCGCAGGCGCAGGCGCAGGCGGCCGCGGGCGAGGGCGAGGCGGCCCGCCCGCCGGCCGCGGCCAACAGUAAAGAGAAGACACCCAUGUGCCUGGUCAACGAGUUGGCCAGGUACAAUAAGAUUAAGCAUCAAUAUCGCCUCACUUCAGAGACGGGACCUGCUCACAAGAAAGUAUUCACAGUAACACUCCGUUUGGGUGAUACUGAGGAAUAUACAGCUGAGGGGUCGUCAAUAAAGCGGGCGCAGCACGCGGCGGCGAGCGCGGCGCUGAGCGGCACGCGCUACCCGCCGCCGCCGCCGCGCGCGCAGCCCUCGCACGCCGCGCACGCGCACCACCACCGACACGCAGGCGCAGUGAUGCCGACGGUGGAGCUGAACGCGCUGGCGAUGAAGCUGUGCCAGCCGGCGGUGUACACGUCGGUGCCGCCGGUGCCGGCGCGCGCGCGGGCCCGCCUGCCGCCCUACCGCCUGCCCUUCCUGCCGCCCUACGCGCCGCACGCGCCGCACCCGCCCCACCCGCCGCAUCCGCCGCGCCUCAUGGAGCCCGGCCCGCCACUGCUCUAUAGGUACCGCGUAUGCGUAGGCGGGCGAGCGUGGCUGGGCGAGGGCAGCACGCCGCAGGCGGCGCGGCACGACGCGGCGGCGCGCGCGCUGCUCGACCUGCGCCCGCACCACGACCCGCCCGCGCACGCGCACAGCGACAACGCCGGGGAAACUGAUGCAGACUUAUUGAACUCGGAGGUGAAAUCUCCCGUGUCGCUGGUACACGAGUUGGCUCUCAAACGGAAUCUCAAUGUCACAUUCUCUGUCAAAUCUGAACGAGGCCCGCCUCAUAUGAGGGUGUUCAUAACGGUGUGCAAAGUGGGCGAGAUGGAGACGGAGGGCGAGGGCAACGGCAAGAAGGUGUCGAAGCGGCGCGCGGCCGAGCGCAUGCUGGAGGAGAUGCGGCGCCGCUGGCCCGUCGCCGCGCUGCGCCCGCGCACCCUGCCCGACAAGCGCAAGCACCCGCCCGCCAAGAAGAAACCGCGGAACCUCAUUAAGGAGGGCAUGUCGGGCGGCGCGGCGGCGGAGGGCGCGGGCGGCGCGGCGGGCGCGGCGGGCGGCGCGGGCGGCGCGGCCGACAACCCCAUCUCGCGGCUGGCCGUGGCGCGGCACGCGGCGCGCGCGCGCUCGCCGCAGUACCGCGUGCUGGAGGAGCGCGGUGCGGCGCGGCGCCGCGAGUUCCUCGUGCAGUGCGACGCGCCGCCGCACUCCGCCACCGGCCUCGGCCCCAACAAGAAGACGGCCAAGCGCCGCGCCGCGCACAACGUACUUUUAGCGAUGGAGAUGGCGAGCACCGGCGAGCCGGGAGCGGCGCCCGCUGGCGACGUCGGCGCCAACGGGGACGUCAAGCCCAACUGUGAGGUUAAGCGAAAGGAAAAUGAGGGUAGUGACAUGCGACAACCCGUGCCGGGAGUGCUCAUGGUUGACUAUCACGCGAGAACCGGACAGCCGGCGCAGACUAACGGCGUGAACGUGAGCGAGUCGAGCGCAACGGGCGGCGGCGGCAGCUCGCCCGGCGCCAAGGACCAGCUCAUGUACCUCGCGCAGCUGCUCGGCUUCACCGUGCAGUUCUCUGACUUCCCUAAGCGCAACCACGGAGAGUACCUGUCGCUGGUGUCGCUGUCGACGGAGCCGCCGGUGAUGUGCCACGGCGGCGGCGCCUCCACCGCGCUGUCGCACGAGCAGUGCGCGCGCGCCGCACUCCGCGCGCUCGCGCUCAUGGGGCUCGACGCGCCCGCCACAAUGCAGAACAUGCCGAGCUCGGGCGCCAAGGCGAGCGUGAUCAGCAACGGCAUCUCCGAGUGAGGCUGCGCGCGCGAAUAAUUAAAUUGUUUCUGAUUCUGCAAUAUUUAGCUAAGUGUGAAUAUUUCACAGCGCGAAAUGCAAACGUUCGGGACGAUAACACCACAUUAUGUAUUAACAGCAUUUAACAUUUAACGAUUUCCAGCUAUGACAUAUUCACAAUCAUAUUUAUUUGAUCUCGGGCCUUGCAACAACUAUUAGACUUUUAUUCGAAGCGUUUCCUAUUAUGUUAGUGCCUAAUGUAUAUAUUUUUUUUUUUGUUAUUAUACGAUCUGUUUUAGUCAAACACGAACAGUUUACUCACAAAUUAUGUAUUUAUAUUUGGAAUUUUGAGCGCGAAUAAGUUAACGAUCUUUGUUCAUUAACAAUGUAUGUAACUAAUUAGGUUAUGUUUAAUAUAGUUUAUCUCUAGAGAUAAUUGCACGUCGUGCAGCUAUAUCGUUAAGGUGUGGCAUUUAUAAUGAAAUUAUAUAGGAAUUAAUAGACGAUAAAAAAAAUGGAAGCUGCGUAGCCAAAGUAAUUUGGGAAUCGGCAUGACUACGUAACAGCAAAACAUUAAUUCGUGAUGUUCAAAAAAUCAGAGUGGUCACUUUAAAUAAAAUGCGUAUAACUAAGAAUCAUAUCAAAUUAAAGGCACCCGGAAGUGGCCACUCUGCAGUGGUGUUGCGCCGCGACAGCGAGCGUUGUUGCGCAGUCUGCCGGCCCGCCGACGAAGUUGCAUCAUGCGGCCAUGGUGACACGUUAGGUUUAGACUUUAGCUCAAGCUGGCUAUCGCCGUAGUCCCCGUGUCGGCGCACAAGGAGUGCGGCGAUUAGCUGAGUGGCCUCGAUUUUUAAAUACGACCCUACGCUAUGAAAUGUGUAAUUUAGAAUUAGGAUACGAUCCGUAAUAAACACUUAAUUUACGCCCCUAAUCGUCUUAGGUAGGCUCGAAGUUGGCUCGGGAAAUCGCCGGCGCACGACGCUGUUUUGUUUGUCGAAAAUGUUACAGAGGUAACAUUAAAAUAUAUAAA